CGGAAGUGAUUGCCUAGCAACGGCGAGUGCAAACAGCGUGACCUAGAGACUCAUUCAUCAUCACAACAGUUUACAAGGAAACAGAGUUGAGCAGUGGAUAAACACAAACUCAAACACUUUAUAUUCCUGCUUAACUCCUAUCAAGAAUGUUUAAAAAUACAUUCCAGUCUGGAUUUCUGUCUAUUCUUUAUAGUAUUGGAAGUAAACCACUUCAAAUUUGGGAGAAAAAGGUGCGUUUAUCUUGACCAGAUCUUACUUUCAAUUGUCCACGCUUUGGAGCUGAAAUCUUUAUAAACUACAUUACUAAUACGUAUUUCUCUGUGUUCAUGUUUAACCUUCAUAUUUGCCGUGUUUCUAGGUUCGUAAUGGGCAUAUAAAAAGAAUCACAGACAACGAUAUACAGAGUUUAGUUCUAGAAAUCGUUGGUACAAAUGUUAGGUGAGGGGACAAUUUCGUGCGCGACCAUUUGAGAUUUAUCCUUGUUAAAACCAUCAGUAAUAAUAGUUCUGUUUUUCCUUAUUAUGCUUUUAAACAUUUUCUAUAACUGAACUAAACUUAAAGCCCAUGCAAACCCGACUAGCUCAUAAAUCUGAUAGGAUUUUCUUUGAUUUUAUAGUACAACGUUUAUAACAUGUCCAGCAGAGGCAAACAAGACGCUCGCUAUCAAACUACCAUUUCUAGUCAUGAUUAUUAAAAAUCUCAAGAAAUAUUUUACGUUUGAAGUCCAGGUAAUAUACCAAGAGAAUUUGAACUAUAUUCUAAGCAGAAAAGUGAGAAAAACACUUGUUCAGGGAUUAAUUGUACUAAAUGGUUUCGGGUUGCUUAGCUAUAUUUUUUGUUGACAUGUCAGGUUCUCGAUGACAAAAACGUCCGACGACGAUUUCGAGCGUCAAAUUACCAAUCAACAACACGUGUAAAACCUUUCAUAUGUACGAUGCCGAUGAGACUAGACGACGGCUGGAAUCAAAUACAAGUAAUGUUUAAUUUUAUUUCAUAAUGCCACACCUACAAUGUUAAAUAGAUUGAAUUUUGUACUUUGUAGUAUUUAAUCUCUCCAAAUCUUCCCGCGCUUUUCUGCUGCGUACUUUUGCAAAUUUGGCGAUGUAAAUUUAAUAUUUGUGUUAAUGUGUUGUUUUUAUGUGCUAUGAAAUUGAAGAGACAAAGGAAAGAGCGUGUUUUAGUGAAAAUUUUAUACAUUUAAUAACAUGUGGCCAUAUUGUGGCAAGAUAAAACAUGAUAAAAUUUCCAUUAGGGAGGGGAGGUUUGUAAGUUUAUUUAUUUAGAGGGAGAUUGUCGAGGGAGGGGUGGGUAAUGCCAUGUAUUGGCAGUUCACAAGUUUUCAAAGUUUUCCACCCUAUUGCAUACAAUGAGUAAAGAACUAACUAAAACAUUAAAAAUUCUACAUUUUACCAAUCAAAUAAUGAAUUACACACCAUCAAAAAAUACAAAUAUGUAUAGGGUGUGUUAUAUUUAAUUGAUACAUAGUGUAAUCUAUUAUUUUCAUUUAGUUUAACCUCUCAGACUUCACCAGAAGAGCAUAUGGUACUAACUAUAUCGAAACUCUAAGAGUACAGGUACGAUCACUGUUGAAAAUACCGCAGAUAUUGUCGACUUGAUUAGAUCACUUCGAAGUAGUAACUACCAUAGAUAUCUUAUAUACACUAGAUAGCCCAUCUAUUUUAGUAAAAUUGAAGCCAAGAAUAUCCCAGCGGUUACCCCCAUUUGAAUAGAUGGCGGCCAUGUUGGUCGUUCCCACUUCCUAAUAAACGCUUAAAAACAACAAUAACUUUCAUCAUUUGAAUAGUUUAAAAAGUAUUUGGAAUAGGGUUAACUUCAUGUUUAAGUUCCGUGUUUAAGAAAUAGGAAAUAUACGAAUCUUCUCGUUUCAUGGGAACGACCUGAGUCUGCAAUCACGGCUUCAAUUUUUGAAUUGCAGAAUAAUUAGAUGCACUAUCUAGUGUAUAUAAGAUAUCUAUGGUAACUACACAUGAAAUUGGCAGAAAUUGUUAUUUUUCUAACUAUUAACAUAUCUUACUUGUUAUUUCAGAUUCACGCUAACUGUCGGAUUCGUCGAGUAUAUUUCUCGGACAGAUUAUAUUCAGAGGAUGAAUUACCCGCAGAGUUUAAACUAUACUUGCCUGUGCAGCAAAAUAAGACAAAGGUAGAGAAAAUUUCUUAAAAUCUACAUUCGCUUGGUAAUUUUUAUUUCACUUAUUUUAUUUAUGUUGCAAGAUUUGCCAAACACAACAAACAUAAAUACCACUAAAAAAGGGUAAUCUCCAAAUAUCAUGGAGAUAAUCUCCACAGAGGUCAUCUCCAAAUAUAAUGGAGUAUUGGUUAAUUAAACAGACAAAUAAAUUGAUUUCCCAUACUUUUUCUAGGCAUGAAAAUUUGACAUUUACAAAAAAUUUUUGGAAUUUGGUGGUGUGGAGAAUAUUUUUUAUCUGACACAGGCAACACUAUUUUACAUUCACUCUCGUGUUCUGGGAUUUACCAUCGAGAAACAUGAUGCUUUUGAACUGGAAAGAUUGUUUGAUGCGCUGGGCAACACUAAUACUGGAUUGUCAUAUUUGUAAAAAAGAAAUUUUUG
Molecule: messenger RNA, 2590 nt
Organism: Paramuricea clavata
Lineage: Eukaryota; Metazoa; Cnidaria; Anthozoa; Malacalcyonacea; Plexauridae
Source: the annotation of a GenBank genome assembly